AUGGAUUCCACUAGUAAGAACAGUCUACACGAAGUCUUGGCCGUAGCUGCAGUUUUGAUUCCCCUGAAACUGAAAUCUGUCGAAGACGAUUGUUUAGCGUCGCUUGCUGCUGCUUUUGAACAGUGUGCACAUACGAGUAAUUAUACUCUGCUAUCAAUAGCAGCUGACGCCUUGGAGGCCUAUGGACACACUGAUAAGGAAAGGGAUGUCGUUCAUCUCUGCUUCAGCCUCCUUUCGGUUAUGCCACUUACUGAUUCCGAUUUCAAGAGCAUUCGAGGUUUUCAGAAAGUUUUAGAUAAUGCCAUGCGCUAUGCCCAUCCAUCGGUUAACAAUGACCAGUGCAGCGUUUUUGCGCAGUUGUUCAUAAAGGUCUUCAAAGCUGUAGAAAAAUUCUUGACAAGGCAGUGUGGAGUAGCGGAAGAGGUGGACGAACUUGUACAUGGACUCAACAGCUUAGCACACGCUCUUACUUUCCAUGAGAUUUACUAUAGCAGAGUUCGUUUGGAGUCAUAUCCAUCCGUUAUGAUUGAACAAACAUUAUUGGCACAAUAA
Molecule: messenger RNA, 552 nt
Organism: Strongylus vulgaris
Lineage: Eukaryota; Metazoa; Nematoda; Chromadorea; Rhabditida; Strongylidae
Source: the annotation of a GenBank genome assembly